CCUGUACUGUGUCCGCAGUCUCUGGUCAUCUCCUGUACUAUAUCCGCAGUCUCUGGUCAUCUCCUGUAUAUGUCCGCAGUCUCUGGUCAUCUCCUGUAUUAUGUCUGCAGUCUCUGGUUAUCUCCUGUACUGUGUCCGCAGUCUCUGGUCAUCCCCUGUACUGUGUCCGCAGUCUCUGGUCACCUCCUGUACUGUGUCCACAGUCUCUGGUCAUCCCCUGUACUGUGUCCGCAGUCUCUGGUCAUCCCUGUACUGUGUCAGCAGUCUCUGGUCAUCUCCUGUACUAUAUCUGCAAUCUCUGGUCAUCUCCUGUAG
This is a messenger RNA of Staurois parvus, 315 nucleotides long. The record is from the annotation of a GenBank genome assembly. NCBI's taxonomy places the organism in Eukaryota, Metazoa, Chordata, Amphibia, Anura, Ranidae.